Molecule: messenger RNA, 1128 nt
Organism: Zootermopsis nevadensis
Lineage: Eukaryota; Metazoa; Arthropoda; Insecta; Blattodea; Termopsidae
Source: RefSeq, a predicted model, not a curated record
GUCAUCGAAUCAAAUAUAUUGUGGUAUUUACAGCGUUCAUCUUGCACGGGAGAGACUUUAAAUACGUUUAUCAAUCAAAUUAUGCGUCAAUUUCUUUUCUCCUCUGCAAUGGAACAUGCCAUUCCUUCGUAAAUGUUUAUAAGGUCCACAUUGAACUGUUCAACAGGUAUCGAAGCACCCGUACGUGACGGAAAAUGAGGCGUGCAAUCCCGUGAUCUUGGAGACAAGCGCGUACCUACGAGACGUGCAAAUGUCGAAGGAAGAAGACAAGGAAUUCGUGACACCAAGCAUUGCCCAACCGCGAAUCCCACAGGACAUUCUGUUUUCUAUUGGUGGGUAUCAUGGCCAAAGUCCGACAGUUGCGAUUGAAACUUAUGACAUACGAGCAGGCCGAUGGAGUGUGUUGGAGCAGGUCGACUCGAUCGGUCCGCGAGCCUUCCAUGGCACGGCAGUAGUCGGUUUCGACAUUUACGUCAUCGGUGGUACCGACUGCGGCAUUGAAGAAUUACGCUCAUGUCAUUGCUUCAACGCUGUUACGAAGACGUGGCGCGAGGUGGCGCCUAUGCAUGAACGCAGAAGGAACUUAGCUGUGACAGUUCUGGGAGAAAUGGUGUAUGCCAUGGGUGGUCGUGGUUAUGGUCAGCAACACGAAACGGUGGAGCGAUAUGACUACAAGACGAACCAGUGGUCUUUUAUCGCUCCUAUGAACUCGCAGCGGUGGAACACAAGUGCGGCUGUGCUAAAUGACAAAAUAUACGUCACUGGUGGAUAUUCUAAAUUUUAUAAUUAUUUGAACACGGUGGAAGUGUAUGACCCAGUCACCAACCAAUGGACGCUCGUUGCAAAAUUGCAUUCUGGACGUGUAGGUCAUUCUUGCGCCGUCUUCCAUGACAGUCUGUACGUCCUAGGUAAGAUUUCUAGAUAUCCUGAGUGAUGUUCCUCUAUCCUACUUAUAGAACUUAUUAUUGUGCAAUGUUUUCCUAGUUUUCUUUGAGUGCUUCAGACUUUAUGAACAGUACGGUAAGUUUGUCAGUAUUUUCUUAACCCCGAUUCAUGGUUAGAAUAUAUUUUCAACAACAGAUAAUCUCUUGUGGGAUCUCAACUACGCAUGCCCCAUUUGUCACAAAG